Molecule: messenger RNA, 1818 nt
Organism: Vanessa tameamea
Lineage: Eukaryota; Metazoa; Arthropoda; Insecta; Lepidoptera; Nymphalidae
Gene: Fkbp14
Product: FK506-binding protein 2
Exons: 4
Coding region: 122-835 (237 amino acids)
Molecular function (GO): calcium ion binding; peptidyl-prolyl cis-trans isomerase activity
Source: RefSeq, a predicted model, not a curated record
CGAAGCAGUAAACUUUAUACAAAUUCCAAGUUAGCGGAACGCACUCACUUCAGUUGUUUGCCAGCGGUCGUGCGGAGCGUACGCGUAUUCUGUUCAUUCCAUAACUUUUCGUAACUUCGCCAUGACAUUACGCUGCGUUCUUGUGGUGCUGGCACUAGCCGGAGCCACGUUUGCCGGGCCCGAGGUCACCGAACUUAAGGUCGACGUAGUCAGCGUACCUGAAGGCUGCUCUGUCAAAUCUAAACAUGGUGACAUGCUCACGAUGCACUACACCGGCACUCUCGACGAUGGCCACAAGUUCGACUCGAGCUACGACCGCGACCAGCCCUUCACUUUCCAGAUCGGAGUCGGCCAAGUCAUCAAGGGCUGGGACCAAGGUCUUCUCGACAUGUGCGUCGGUGAGAAACGUAAACUCACGAUUCCAUCAUCCCUCGGCUACGGAGAGCGUGGGGCCGGCAACGUGAUCCCUCCCCAUGCCACCCUCCACUUCGACGUGGAGCUGAUCAACAUCGGUGACUCCCCCCCGACCACCAACGUGUUCAAAGAAAUUGACUCCGACAAGGACAACAUGCUAUCCAGAGAGGAAGUGAGUAUUGACUUAGCGUUCCGAGCGAUGGAUUCAGAUGGCGAUAACGAGCUGUCGCGAGAGGAGGUGAGUGACUAUCUUAAGAAGCAAAUGGUCCCCGCCGACGGGGCGGAGAUGAGCGAAGAUAUCAAACAGAUGCUGGAGAGUCACGAUAAACUCGUCGAGGAGAUCUUCCAGCACGAGGACAAGGACAAGAACGGCUUCAUUAGCCACGAAGAGUUCUCAGGACCGAAACACGACGAGCUCUAAAUUUAUUAUAUUUAAUACAAACCGCUCCUAAGCACAAAAUAUUAAAAGUUAUUAGAGCGUGGACGUACUCGGCUCUUGCUCUAGGGCUCAUAUUUUACUACCAAUUAACUAAUUAAUGUGCUAACAUUAUAUUCUUUGAUUAAUCUUUUAGGAUUUUUUUGACUUAGAAAUACUCAAGUCAAUUAUUAACCGAGUUACCCAUAAGGGGUCCGCCUGUAGCUGAGCACGUUCAUGAUAACAUUCAAUGUGGAGACGGCCUUUAAGACUUACGAGUGAUCCUAGUGUUCUUAUUCUGAUACAAAGCAUACCAUAGUUACUCUCCUACUGUUAAAAUCGAGCACAAUGUCUUGUCUGUUUGUGUUUUUCAAUAUCCCGUGACACUUCCUCACAUCGCUUCGUAGUAUCCGUUGUUGUGCACGAGUUACUUUUCUGUUGAGUUUAAUGUACUUAGUAUACUUAAGUUGUUGGCGGCGCGAUGAAUUUGUUGUAACAUUAAGAUAGGUACAAAAUAUGUAAUAAUUUUAUAUAAACAAAAACAUUUGGGCGAAUCUUAUUUUAUAUUAUUAUAUAAAAUGUUUCCUUUAUAUUAUACUAAGAUGUUAUAUUUUAUACGUCGGUUUUUUAUGUCUUAUUUUUGUAAUUACUUAUUUAUUCAUAUCGAUUUGGUCUUUUGUUUUGCGUCUGCAAAUUAUAUCGUGUGUCGCGUUUUUCUUCUCAAGAUUCUCAGUUUACGGGGUACCGGUGUUGUGGAUUUAUUGAUAUGGAGGAAGACGACGACUACGGAAUAUAUUUUAUACACAUUAACUGUCGCAAUUUUAUGUUUAGUUUCAUAAGUCAAAAAUAAUGUUAAAUAUCAACUGAUUACGUUAUAAGUGUCUGCUAGGACACGAGCUGUGCAGUAGAAACCUGAGCAUAAUUAUUGCAAAUAGCAGGGAAUUUUUAGUUAACUGUUCGUCACUUGUUCAAAUAAAAUAUACUUACUA